AUGGGACGAGAGAAAGAAGAUGGGGGAGUUUUGGAAGAGAUAGAGCUAUUUUUGGAAGGAAAGGGAGAGAAAUCAUUUGGAGAAACUAUUAGGCCGACAAGUGCCUCCAAGGCUGUCAGUGAAGUUCAAACCUUGUGUGUUGUUGAGACUCUGCUUAUUAUGUUGUCCCGUGGUGAUAGCCAUUCCUCUCUUUGUCAUCUCUGUGUUGAGGCAGCUAUGAAAAAGCUAGCUGACCCUGGGAACACAGACUUUGACAAGCACUUGGCUGAACACAAGGCCACUCUGGAUAAGCUUAACAAACAGUAUUUUGAUAACCUCAAAGAAUUGGAUGCCCUAAAGCGGCGAGGGAAGGAACUUGAUGAGCUGGAGAAGGUGGCCCGUAGCAAGUCUUUGUUUGGUGCGCCAAUUAAUGAACUCAGCUUUCACGAGUUGGAAAUGCUACGGAAGUCCUUGGAAGAAAUUAAGGAAAACAUAUUGAAGCAAAUUGAGAAGAUUUCUGCGGACAAUGAAAAUCCAACCUCAUCCUCCUCUGCGAAUAUCGCUGGAGUCAUCAAUCCUUCUGUGAGUAGCACUGCCAGGGGUUCUUCCUCUGCUGAUGUCAAUGACCAUGAUGAUGGCCAUGGACAUUAA
Messenger RNA from Populus nigra (black poplar), 630 nucleotides. RefSeq lists its product as uncharacterized. The record is from RefSeq and is a predicted model, not a curated record. NCBI's taxonomy places the organism in Eukaryota, Viridiplantae, Streptophyta, Magnoliopsida, Malpighiales, Salicaceae. The coding region runs from base 1 to 630 and encodes 209 amino acids. The transcript is spliced from 3 exons.